AUGUCAGUGCAAGAGUUGGAUGAGAUAGUUCAAAUCUCAGUGGAGGACUUUGACCGCGAUGGCCGUGCAGCAGCAGAACUAUUGGAAAAUGAAGAUGACGACGAAAGGCCUCAGAGGAAAAAGAAAAAAAAUAGUAAUCAGGACAUGUCAGAGAUUAGUUAUCUAAAGAACUAUUUGAUAGCAUUCUCCUCAACGGUGAAUCAGAGGUUGGAGGGUAUCGAAUCCAAGCUGCUCGCGCUGGAUGCCACGUGCAAAUCUAUUGGACGCAGGCUGGACUUCGUGAUGCCGGGUUCCAAAAGUCCUAUCCAAGUCCCCAUGGUCGCAGGCUCACCUCAAGGGGCCACUCAGACCUGGAACAAAGUCAGAUGUGUUGUUCCUCAAACUAAUGUAAUAGUGAGCAGCGAACCCACAAAGAGCUCAAACCAAGAAGACAGUCCGCUGGAAAAUCUACUGAGCAAUACUGUUGCUAAAAAGCGGCAAAAUACAAUCCUGGUAAAAGUACCAGGUCCUGAUGAAAGCCAAGAGGAGCAGGACAGUGGAUCAGAGGCCAGUGACUCAGUUUCUAACGGCUGUGUUCAAGGGAGCCAAAAUGUCACUCUCAUCACUCUCAACUCAGAAGAGGAUUAUCCGAAUGGAACCUGGCUCGGGGAUGAGAGCAACCCUGAGAUCCGGGUCCGAAGCCCGGUGUCUCCUGCAGAUAUGCUCCACAUCUCCACGAACUGUCGCACGGCGGAGAAGAUGGCGCUGACGCUUCUCGAUUAUCUGUUCCAUCGUGAAGUCCAGGCCAUGUCCAACCUAUCGGGGCAAGGAAAGCACGGCAAGAAGCAGCUGGACCCUCUCAUGAUCUACGGCAUUCGCUGCCACUUAUUUCACAAAUUUGGGAUCUCCGAGUCCGACUGGUAUCGCAUCAAGCAAAGCAUUGACUCGAAGUGCCGCACGGCCUGGAGACGGAAGCAGAGAGGGCAGAGUCUGGCCGUGAAGAGCUUCUCCAAACGUACGACACGGUCUUCGGUCUCAGAGUCUGAACCUGCGCAGAUGGAGACUCAGCAGACGCUGCACUACACUCUGGCCAAUCAGCAGGUGCAGUUCCACCGCAUCGGUGAGGACGGACAGGUUCAGGUGAUUCCUCAAGGACAGCUGCACAUCGCCCAAGUGCCUCAAGGAGAAGAGGUGCAGAUCACACAAGACAGUGAGGGAAAUUUACAGAUUCACCAAGUUCAUGUGGGACAGGACGGACAGGUGCUACGGGGAGCUCAGCUGAUAGCGGUGGCUUCAGCUGAUGGAAGCACCACCGCUGUGGAAGGAACCGCCCUCCCCCCAGACAUCCAGGUGCAGUACGUGCAGCUCGCCCCAGUGUCUGAGCACACGGCUGCAGUGGAGGCGGCGGAGCUGGCCUUGCACACGGACAUGGAGGUGAAAGAAGCCAUCCAGGGAGCCAUCCAGGGGGAGAGCGGCGAGGUCAAGAUGGAGAUCGUUACCGCGUGGGACCAGAGGAUUCAGGCAGGACUCAGUGGGACCAGAGGAUUCAGGCAGGACUCAGUGGGACCAGAGGAAUCAGGCAGGACUCAGUGGGACCAGAGGAAUCAGGCAGGACUCAGUGGGACCAGAGGAUUCAGGCAGGACUCAGUGGGACCAGAGGAUUCAGGCAGGACUCAGUGGGACCAGAGGAUUCAGGCAGGACUCAGUGGGACCAGAGGAAUCAGGCAGGACUCAGUGGGACCAGAGGAAUCAGGCAGGACUCAGUGGGACCAGAGGAAUCAGGCAGGACUCAGUGGGACCAGAGGAUUCAGGCAGGACUCAGUGGGACCAGAGGAAUCAGGCAGGACUCAGGGGGACCAGAGGAUUCAGGCAGGACUCAGUGGGACCAGAGGAUUCAGGCAGGACUCAGUGGGACCAGAGGAAUCAGGCAGGACUCAGUGGGACCAGAGGAUUCAGGCAGGACUCAGUGGGACCAGAGGAUUCAGGCAGGACUCAGUGGGACCAGAGGAUUCAGGCAGGACUCAGUGGGACCAGAGGAAUCAGGCAGGACUCAGUGGGACCAGAGGAAUCAGGCAGGACUCAGUGGGACCAGAGGAUUCAGGCAGGACUCAGUGGGACCAGAGGAUUCAGGCAGGACUCAGUGGGACCAGAGGAUUCAGGCAGGACUCAGUGGGACCAGAGGAAUCAGGCAGGACUCAGUGGGACCAGAGGAAUCAGGCAGGACUCAGUGGGACCAGAGGAUUCAGGCAGGACUCAGUGGGACCAGAGGAUUCAGGCAGGACUCAGUGGGACCAGAGGAUUCAGGCAGGACUCAGUGGGACCAGAGGAAUCAGGCAGGACUCAGUGGGACCAGAGGAAUCAGGCAGGACUCAGUGGGACCAGAGGAUUCAGGCAGGACUCAGUGGGACCAGAGGAAUCAGGCAGGACUCAGUGGGACCAGAGGAUUCAGGCAGGACUCAGUGGGACCAGAGGAAUCAGGCAGGACUCAGGGGGACCAGAGGAUUCAGGCAGGACUCAGUGGGACCAGGGGAUUCAGGCAGGACUCAGUGGGACCAGAGGAUUCAGGCAGGACUCAGUGGGACCAGAGGAAUCAGGCAGGACUCAGUGGGACCAGAGGAUUCAGGCAGGACUCAGUGGGACCAGAGGAUUCAGGCAGGACUCAGUGGGACCAGAGGAUUCAGGCAGGACUCAGUGGGACCAGAGGAAUCAGGCAGGACUCAGUGGGACCAGAGGAUUCAGGCAGGACUCAGUGGGACCAGAGGAUUCAGGCAGGACUCAGUGGGACCAGAGGAUUCAGGCAGGACUCAGUGGGACCAGAGGAAUCAGGCAGGACUCAGUGGGACCAGAGGAAUCAGGCAGGACUCAGUGGGACCAGAGGAUUCAGGCAGGACUCAGUGGGACCAGAGGAUUCAGGCAGGACUCAGUGGGACCAGAGGAUUCAGGCAGGACUCAGUGGGACCAGAGGAAUCAGGCAGGACUCAGUGGGACCAGAGGAAUCAGGCAGGACUCAGUGGGACCAGAGGAUUCAGGCAGGACUCAGUGGGACCAGAGGAUUCAGGCAGGACUCAGUGGGACCAGAGGAUUCAGGCAGGACUCAGUGGGACCAGAGGAAUCAGGCAGGACUCAGUGGGACCAGAGGAAUCAGGCAGGACUCAGUGGGACCAGAGGAUUCAGGCAGGACUCAGUGGGACCAGAGGAUUCAGGCAGGACUCAGUGGGACCAGAGGAAUCAGGCAGGACUCAGUGGGACCAGAGGAAUCAGGCAGGACUCAGUGGGACCAGAGGAUUCAGGCAGGACUCAGUGGGACCAGAGGAUUCAGGCAGGACUCAGUGGGACCAGAGGAUUCAGGCAGGACUCAGUGGGACCAGAGGAAUCAGGCAGGACUCAGUGGGACCAGAGGAUUCAGGCAGGACUCAGUGGGACCAGAGGAUCCUGAACCCACGGUCACUCACUCCUCUGUGCUGGACGGGGCUGGGAGGUGCUCUGUGCGUCCUGCUCCAGAUGCGAGUGAGUGAAGGAGGAGAGGAGGAGAGGAGGAGGAGGAGGAGGCCCGACCAACAACAACCAAAAACAAUUCCAGUCAACAUUACACCGAAGAGAGAUUACAACAUCACCAGGGAACCUCCCGCAGACCCCAUGGUGCCAGACCUCAGCGCCACAUGUUGGUGUGUGACGUCAGUGGGUGUGUGUGUGACGUCAGUUUGUGUGUGUGACGUCAGUUGGUGUGUUUGUGACGUCAGUUGUUGGUGUGUGACGUCAGUGGGUGUGUGUGUGACGUCAGUUUGUGUGUGUGACGUCAGUUGGUGUGUUUGUGACGUCAGUUGGUGUGUGUGA
Molecule: messenger RNA, 3813 nt
Organism: Knipowitschia caucasica
Lineage: Eukaryota; Metazoa; Chordata; Actinopteri; Gobiiformes; Gobiidae
Source: the annotation of a GenBank genome assembly